AACAGCUGCACCUGUUGAGGUAUACCUGCUGUCGCCGGCACCUGUACCCACAGCCAAUCAGCGCCAGCGCUGCCGGGGAACCUACCUGUCAGCAAAAUCCCGACACUCAAACCUCAACAUAAAUCAAACACUUCCCUGGGCAGGGAAUGUCUGUGUCAGGCAAGAACUAGAGACCAGCGGUCAGCAGAGCCUCGAGCCAAGCCGAUCCUUGGAGCCCGGGAGCGGGAAGAUGUCGAAUGAACUUGAUUUUAGGUCUGUGCGGUUGCUAAAGAAUGACCCGGUCAACUUCCAGAAGUUCCCCUACACUAGUGAGGAUGAGGCCUGGAAGACCUACCUGGAAAACCCCUUGACAGCUGCCACAAAGGCCAUGAUGAGAGUCAACGGGGACGAUGACAGUGUCGCGGCACUGAGCUUCCUCUACGACUACUACAUGGGCCCCAAGGAGAAGCGGAUACUGUCUUCCAGCACUGGGGGCCGGAACGACCAGGGGAAGAGGUACUACCAUGGCAUGGACUAUGAGAUGGACCUCGCCCCUCUGGAAAGCCCCACACACCUCAUGAAAUUCCUGACAGAGAAUGUGUCCGGGACCCCCGAGUACCCAGAUGGCCUCAAGAAGAGUAACCUGAUGAGCCUGGAGGGAGCCGUGCCAGCCCAGGGCAAGGCCGUCCCCCUCCCCCCGUGCCCCGGCAAGCUGGAGGCCGGCUCCGUGGACAGCUACCUGCUGUCCCCCAGUGACGUGUAUGACAACGGCUCCCUCAACUCCUUGUUUGAGAGCAUUCAUGGGGUGCCACCCACACAGCGCUGGCAGCCAGACAGCACCUUCAAAGAUGACGCACAAGAGCCACUGCUCUUCCCAGAUAUCCUGAAAACGUCCCCAGAGCCCCCGUGUCCAGAGGACUAUCCCAGCCCCACAAGUGACUUUGAGUACACCUUGGGGUCCCCCAAAGCCAUCCACAUCAAGUCAGGCGAGUCACCUAUGGCCUACCUCAACAAGGGCCAGUUCUACCCAGUCACCCUGCGGACCCCAGCGGGCGGCAAAGGCCUUGCUUUGUCCUCCAACAAAGUCAAGAGCGUGGUGAUGGUUGUCUUCGACAAUGAGAAGGUCCCAGUAGAGCAGUUACGGUUCUGGAAGCAUUGGCAUUCCCGGCAGCCAACUGCCAAGCAGCGAGUCAUCGAUGUGGCUGACUGCAAAGAAAACUUCAACACUGUGCAGCACAUAGAGGAGGUGGCCUACAACGCACUGUCCUUCGUGUGGAAUGUCAACGAGGAGGCCAAGGUGUUCAUUGGUGUCAACUGCCUCAGUACAGACUUCUCCUCCCAGAAGGGGGUGAAGGGUGUCCCCCUCAACCUGCAGAUUGACACCUACGACUGUGGCUCUGGAGCUGAACGCCUGGUGCACCGGGCCGUCUGUCAGAUCAAGAUCUUCUGUGACAAGGGAGCCGAGAGGAAGAUGCGGGAUGAUGAGAGGAAGCAGUUCCGGAGGAAGGUCAAGUGCCCCGACUCCAGCAACAGCGGCCUCAGGGGCUGCCUGCCUUCCGGCUUCAGGGGCAACGAGACCACCUACCUGCGGCCGGAGGCAGACCUGGAGACGCCGCCGGUGCUGUUCAUCCCCAACGUGCACUUCUCCAGCCUGCAGCGUCCCGGAGGGGCGGCGCCCUCGGCAGGACACGGCGGCUCCAACAGGCUGCCCCUGAAGCGCACCUGCUCGCCCUUCACCGAGGAGUUCGAGCCUCUGCCCUCCAAACAGGCCAAGGAAGAUGACCUCCAGAGAGUUCUGUUGUAUGUGCGGAGGGAGACGGAGGAGGUGUUCGACGCCCUCAUGUUGAAGACCCCAGACCUGAAGGGGCUGAGGAAUGCGAUCUCUGAGAAAUAUGGGUUCCCCGAGGAGAACAUUUACAAAGUCUACAAGAAAUGCAAGCGGGGAAUCUUGGUCAACAUGGACAACAACAUCAUCCAGCAUUACAGCAACCAUGUCGCCUUCCUGCUGGACAUGGGGGAGCUCGAUGGCAAGAUUCAGAUCACCCUAAAGGAGCUGUAG
Condylura cristata (star-nosed mole) is the source of this 2038-nucleotide messenger RNA. RefSeq names its product grainyhead-like 3 (Drosophila) (gene GRHL3). The record is from RefSeq and is a predicted model, not a curated record. Gene Ontology annotation, biological process: regulation of transcription by RNA polymerase II. NCBI's taxonomy places the organism in Eukaryota, Metazoa, Chordata, Mammalia, Eulipotyphla, Talpidae. The transcript is spliced from 16 exons. Gene Ontology annotation, cellular component: nucleus. Gene Ontology annotation, molecular function: RNA polymerase II cis-regulatory region sequence-specific DNA binding; DNA-binding transcription activator activity, RNA polymerase II-specific. Bases 230 to 2038 code for a protein of 602 amino acids.